Molecule: messenger RNA, 2008 nt
Organism: Mercurialis annua (annual mercury)
Lineage: Eukaryota; Viridiplantae; Streptophyta; Magnoliopsida; Malpighiales; Euphorbiaceae
Product: pentatricopeptide repeat-containing protein At2g35030, mitochondrial
Exons: 1
Coding region: 1-1917 (638 amino acids)
Biological process (GO): RNA modification
Molecular function (GO): protein binding; RNA binding
Source: RefSeq, a predicted model, not a curated record
AUGCAAUCCUUUUUACGAGUAUCCGUUGCAUUAUCAUAUUCUAGGAGAGCCAGCAAAAUUACUCAAGUAUUCAAUCUCAAGGUUCUCUCUUUUUCAGUAAAUCAUUCAACCCUCACUCCCAGAAUUUCAUUGCCUGAUAGAGAUUAUAGUGUAAAUUCGGAAGUUGCAAGGUCCAAUUCGCUUGUAACGAGACUUUGCCGAGAAGGGAACAUCAAUGAAGCACGACACAUGUUCGAUAAAAUGCUUGAGAGAGAUGUGGUUACUUGGACAGCUGUGAUUACCGGAUACAUCAAAUGUGGUUUGAUUGCUGAAGCAAGAAGAUUAUUUGACAGAACUGAUGCGAUUAAAAACGUGGUCACUUGGACUGCCAUGGUUAGUGGAUACAUGAGACUGAAUCGGAUAUCGGAAGCUGAAAGGUUAUUCGAGGCUAUGCCGAUGAGAAAUGUUGUUUCGUGGAACACAAUGAUUGUUGGGUAUUGCCAAAAUAGGAAAGUAGGUAAGGCACUUGAGAUGUUUGAGAGAAUGCCUGAGAGGAACGUGGUUUCGUGGAACACUGUGAUCACUGCAUUGUCACAAUGUGGGCAAGUUGAUGAGGCGAAGAGAUUGUUUGAUGAAAUGCCUAAGAGAGAUGUGAUUUCAUGGACAGCAAUGGUUGCAGGACUGGCCAGAAACAGUAGGGUUGAUGAUGCCAGGGAGAUUUUCGAUAGGAUGCCAGAGAAGAAUGUUGUGUCGUGGAAUGCGAUGGUUACUGGGUAUGCAAAGAACAUGAGGCUGGUCGAGGCUUUUGAGUUGUUUGAGAAAAUGCCGGAAAGAGAUCUGCCCUCAUGGAAUACGAUGAUCACAGGUUUUAUUCAGAAUCAUGAGCUUAAGCAGGCAAGAAAGUUGUUCAACCAUAUGCCUGAGAAAAAUGUUGUAUCCUGGACUACAAUGAUUACAGGGUACGUCCAAGAGGGGGAGAGCGAGGCAGCAUUGAAGAUCUUUAUGGAAAUGGUAAGAGAUGGUAGAGCGAAGCCUAAUGAGGGAACUUUUGUGAAUGUUUUGGGAGCUUGCAGCGACUCGGCCAGUCUUGGUGAAGGACAACAAGUUCAUCAAAUGAUAAGUAAAACAGUUUAUCAGGAUAUGCCAUUUGUUAUAUCCGCGCUCAUAAGUAUGUACUCAAAAUGUGGGGAGUUGGAUAUGGCAAGGAAGAUGUUCAAUGAUGGAGUUACAAGCCAGAGAGAUUUGGUUUCUUGGAAUGGUAUGGUUGCAGCAUAUGCACACCAUGGUAACGGAAUGGAAGCGAUAAAAUUAUUUAAUGAAAUGAAAGGUCUAGGGUUUAAACCCGACGAUGUUAGCUAUGUGGGGUUACUAUCUGCAUGUAGUCAUGCUGGUUUGGUUGAGGAAGGACUAUCAUACUUCGAAGAACUUACAAAAGAUAAAAGCAUACAAGUAAGAGAGGAUCAUUACACAUGUUUGAUAGAUUUAUGCGGUCGAGCAGGGAGGCUCAGGGAGGCUUUAGAUUUAGUUAAACAGCUAGGGAUCAAGUCAUCAUCGUCCAUUUGGGCAGCUCUUCUAGCCGGAUGUAAUGUUCACGGGGAUCUGAAAAUCGGAAAGCUCGCUGCACAAGAGCUGUCAAAGAAAGAGCCAGAAAAUGCAGGCAGCUAUAUGCUAUUAUCGAGCAUAUACGCUUCUAGCGGGAAAUGGAAAGAAGCUGCGAGAGUGAGGUCGGAAAUGAACGAGAAGGGAUUAAAGAAGCAGCCUGGUUGCAGUUGGAUUGAAAUUGAGAACAGGGUUCAUGUAUUCUUAGCUCGAGACAAAUCUCAUAGUCAGUCUAAUCUUAUCUAUUCUUUACUUAAUAUACUUCAUGCCAAAAUGAAAAAGAUUGGAUCCGAAUCACAUUUUGAUUUCUUAGACGAUCAGGAUUUUUCUGUGAGUUGAGGCUAUAUAGUUUUGGAGCAAUGUAGCAGAUGGUCAGAUUCAUUUCAUCAAUUAAAAAUAGCAUACACUAUAAGAUUAUAAUUGAUUUACA